Messenger RNA from Prorocentrum cordatum, 501 nucleotides. Lineage: Eukaryota; Dinophyceae; Prorocentrales; Prorocentraceae. The record is from the annotation of a GenBank genome assembly.
AUGAAAGCCCGUGACGAGGGCCAGAGGGCCCGCCUUUUGGGGCUCGCCAAGUCCUCGAACGACCUCCUGAAGGAGGCCGAGGACGUGCGCGCCACCGCGGAGCUGGCGCGCACCACGUCCGAGUUCCUCGGCGGGGCGCGGUCCGUCGGGACGGUGCUGGACCUCUGGGGGCGUGCAGAGGACUGCAUCGCCAGGCACAAGGGGGCGAGCGCUGGGCGGCGCGAUGGCACGCAGUGGGGCGGCCCGACGCCAGUGCAGGCGGGCGCGGCCUGCCUCGCCGAGGAGGCGGUCCGGGACGCGGUGAAGAGCCGGCUCGGGGCGGCGUGCGCGGAGGCAAUGACCGUCGGCAGGAGAUUCGGAGGCUGCAUGCGGGCCAUGUGCUCACCUUCGACGCGGCUUUGGCGGAGGCACGGGCGUCGGGCAUGCUGGACGGCGAUGAUGAAGCCAACGUGGCGAACGUGUCGGAGCUCCUGCGCAACAUGCGGGUGCGCAGCGAUCUGA